CUACGUGACCACAAGGCCAUACUAGAAAAUGCGGACGUGUUGGAGGAGAUGCAGCAGGCUUCUGUGGAGUGUGCUACCCAGGCCCUGGAGAAGUACAACAUAGAGAAGGACAUAACAGCCUAUAUCAAGAAGGAGUUUGACAAGAAGUACAACCCCACCUGGCACUGCAUCAUGGGGAGGAACUUCAGCAGCUACAUGAAGCACGAGACAAAGCACUUCAUUUACUUCUACCUGGGCCAGGUCGCUAUCCUCCUCUUCAAGUCUGGUUAGAGCAUGGCCUCUGUCUUCUGCCCCAAAAGCCAUCCAGAUCACAAGGACUGCAGCCUAAAUUCCAAAUACCAGAGACUGAACUAUCUUCAGCGUUGCCAUGGGAACACCUCCAGCUUUAAGCCUUUAUUGUGUUGUUGUUGUACAGGGCAUCGUGUGUAU
This is a messenger RNA of Phascolarctos cinereus (koala), 429 nucleotides long. Lineage: Eukaryota; Metazoa; Chordata; Mammalia; Diprotodontia; Phascolarctidae. The record is from RefSeq and is a predicted model, not a curated record.